This is a messenger RNA of Rhopilema esculentum, 2185 nucleotides long. The record is from RefSeq and is a predicted model, not a curated record. Lineage: Eukaryota; Metazoa; Cnidaria; Scyphozoa; Rhizostomeae; Rhizostomatidae.
AAUUGAUUUGUUUGAUCGUCAGGUUUCCCGAGAAUUCUAAAUGUUGAAGAUGCCUGUAUACUUAACAAAAGGACCUUCUAACUGAGAUUCUUGAGUUGAUCAUUUCAUUUUUGUACUGUAACUAUUAUAUAGUUAUUUAGCAAUGCCGAAACGCAAAUGGGAUGAUCACUCAAGUAACUGCUCCUGUGAUAAUGAAAACCAAACUGCAGAGAUCUUGAAGUUCCCCGACAACGUCUUGUUGCUUGUGUUCGCUCACUUGGAUACUGCUUCUUUGAUAAAGGCAUCGAAGGUUUGUAAAAAAUGGUAUACACUUUCAAAGGACUCGUCUUUGUGGAGAAAGCUAGAUAUUCGUUCGAUUCCUAAGGCAUUAUCGCAGAAAAGUCUAUGGCGGCUGUCAAGAGCCCGGUUUACAGCAGCCCUCAGAGAGCUUCAUUUACGUGGUUCCGUUGGACCAACAAGGGCAAUAUUAGAUUCAAUUACGAUUCCGUUUCUUGACGAUUUAAAAUUGCGCUGCCCAAACUUGACUGAUCUCACGUUGGAAAAUUACGAUCUUCGCCACAACGCGAUGAGCAUUUCAGUUCUUCCUUCGCAGCUGUCUUAUUUGUCUUUGAAAGAUUCGAUGCUGGCCCAUGGUUGGUUUGAGAGCCUCAAAAACAACACUUUCAACAUGGAUAACCUGAAGUACCUUGAUCUGAGCAACUGCACAGCAGUUAGCAAUACGGACCUUGAAGCACUGUCGUAUUUGACCAAGCUUCAUACCUUACUGCUUUACAACUGCUAUAGGAUCUCUGCAAGGGGCAUCCCAACAAUAGCUGCCAAUUUACACUGUCUGACCCACUUAGAUGUGGCUUGCUGUCCUGGAAUUAAUGACGUGGCACUCCAUUACUUUGGAAGAAACCUGAAUGAGCUGAAGAAAUUGAAUUUAAGGUUCUGUCAUCAUGUAACAGACAGUGGUAUUGCUUCUCUUGUGUAUGGUGCCAAGGGUCUAGAGCACCUUGACUUGUUCAGUUGUCAUGAAGUAACAAAUGAAAGCCUGAAGAAUAUAUCGAAAUAUUCAAAAAAACUCAAGUAUCUUGAUGUGAGAAGUUGCAAAGUGACAACAGAAGAGGUAAUGGCACUCUGUUCAGCACUGCCACAAUGCAAUGUAAUAUAUGUAGAGGCAAUGACCGUGGCAACCCUGGCUUGCAAUGCAGGUCACCAGUGUGGAUCAUCUUCAUUCUAAAAGGAAUUACAUUUAAUGUAAACCCCAUAAAACUUGACAAUAUUGGACAUAUUUGAAGUCAAGCACACUAAAACCUCUAAACUAUUUGAAUUUUAUUUGGAUUUGUAAUGCAGACUAUGAGACACUGUAGCAAUGUAAAUUUUUUCUAAAUAUUGACAAUCCUGGAAAAUUAUUUCCCAAAUAUUGGCUGUAAAUAUGACACAAAAUGUUGGAAACAGUGUGUGAAGCAGCUCAAAUUUGCUACUGUGCCUUGUCAUGCACACGUUCAUUUUCUUGUACAGUUUUUCAAAGUUAUUGUAUUUGUAGAAUAGAAACAAUAGGAAUGCCAUUUAUUGGAAUUCUGAACUCUUUAUACUGGAAAGUAAAUGUGUAGUAUUUGUAGAUGGUAGUUAUUUACUAGUCACAGACUGUGUAGCAUACAUAUUAAGUAAAACUGACGUGAGUAGCUGCAUUUCACAUUCCUUCUUGGAAAAAUGUACCUUUGGUAAAAGGAUUUGAAAAGACAUGAUGAAGGGGUAGGUAUACCCAAAGAUGCCUAGUCAUGUUUUCUAAGCUUGAUUACUAUUAAUUUCCUUGAGACAGAUUCAUGAAUUUACUUCAUACUGAUCUAAUGGAUCAGGCCUUGUAAGGAGAAAAAAUCAGGCACUUGACAAACCGAGCACCUUCAUCUUUCAAGGUGCUCAGUUGAGUAUCAUCAAAUAUCAUUAAUAACAAAAUUUGGGUUUACACAUUUGUUUUUAGACAGCAUAAACAUGCUAGGUGCUCAAUCAAUCAAGCUCCUAGAACUUCAUAGGCAUGUGUAGAGGUGCUUGAUCGAGCUCAAAUGCCGAUACACCUUGACUUAAUGCCUUGUAGUUGAUGUGUAACCGAUCUUGAUAAUGUAUUUAAAGCCUCAAGGAUUUUCAAUUGUAUGAGUGUAGGGUUUUAACUGAUUGAAAAAUAAUUUCUGUAAAACUACUGACA